Molecule: messenger RNA, 2481 nt
Organism: Torulaspora globosa
Lineage: Eukaryota; Fungi; Ascomycota; Saccharomycetes; Saccharomycetales; Saccharomycetaceae
Gene: FAR1
Product: cyclin-dependent protein serine/threonine kinase inhibiting protein FAR1
Exons: 1
Coding region: 1-2481 (826 amino acids)
Source: RefSeq, a predicted model, not a curated record
AUGUCCCUGAAGACUCCAACUCAGCCUAAUACCGAAAAGAAGGUUCAUACUCCACCGAGUAUAGGACGCGACCCUGGAAAACCUAAAUUAUUGAAAAGUUUAUCUGGAAAGGUUUUCAAGAGAUCCUCGAACUCCGAUAGUGAUACAUUGCCAUCUAGCGGGCUGUUUGUGCCAGCCCCAAGUCUUUCUAGUAGGUAUCCUCUACCCAAGCCUUUGAAUAUCCCCCAGCCUUUAUCUCCUCCACCGAGUGUCAAGAAAACAUGUCAAUGGUCGCCUGGCUCUCGGUCCAGUUUUCCGCAUACGGCGCAAGGAAAUCGAAGCCAUGACGUUUUGGAGUCCCCCAUUCAGCUUGCUCCCUCCCUCAAGAUACAAGCUUUGGAAAAACCACUGGAUUCUUUCAAUCUUACUACAGCAUUUAAUUCAGCAUAUCGGUCGGAGCAAGGGAGAGAGGUUAGUCCGCAUGACAAUACCAUCAUCUGGACAGAUACCCUCGAUGAUCCAUAUCUGGAAGAGGAUUCACCGACGUAUCUCACGUCUAUUUCUCAGAACAUCUCUAAAACCAGUGCAAAGGCAGGUCAUCGAACGUUCAUUGGCCUCCGGUGUUCCAUGUGCGAUGAGAAAAUAUGUAAUACGCUUUCGGGUGAAAAGAUCACGGAACUUACUUGCUCUCACGCAAGUCAUUAUCAAUGUUACCUUGCCACAUUAGAAUGUCUUCAACCGGCCAAGAGGUAUCCGGAGUGCAGGAUAUGUGGGAAGACUGUGAAACCAAGCGAUAAGAGCACCUGGGAAAAAAUGGUAACGCAUCUUUUGUCAAGAAAAGGCUCUUAUGACUGCUCAGAAACCGUUGUUGAACCCCAAUUGCUAUAUUCCAAGCAACCGACAACAGCUUCGCAGCACGCAUUCUUUACGCCUGGGGAGCAAAUCAUUCGCACAGCUGACAUCUCAUCAAGCGGUUUUCGAACGCCGUAUGGGCCCCUCAGGUCAGCUUCUGAUGCUUGUUGGAAUACCUGUACAGAGUCUUAUGAUGCGCUAUUUCAACAUAGUAUCUGGCUCGAAGAAACUUUGCUCGGCGACGACGGGCAAGCUGAUCCGAAGGGAGAUGAAGGACACGACGCAAGUGGCUUGGGGCCGCAGAUUGAAGUGCUCGCGGGCCGACGCGAUUCAGAAUAUGGAAUCACAGUUAGGGUACCGAAAGAGUCGGGGCGGGAAAGUCAUCAGACUCAAGAAUGUGAUGAUUUUGCAAGCCAGAGAGAAGCUCUUAAACAGCGGAUCGAGGAAUCAGUCAAGGACGAAUUGGACAACGAUACCCAAUUGGGAUCAUUGGUAAUGUUUGAUAGAGGCGACUUCUCUACAGAUGGAGAGCGAUGGAACAAGGAUGUUACACUUUAUCUGUUCGAUCAAUUCCUCAUCUUGUUCGAUCGGCAAGCAUUAACUGUUAGUGGUAAGAUACCAUUGGGACAAAUAUGCCAGGUUCUUAAGUUGGAUGAGUCCACUUUGCUUAUCGACCUCAAAAGCCGCACUUUACCUCAAAUGUAUAUGUCGUUUCCACCGAAGGGAAUGAAGAACUCACAACUUGAAAAAUGGAGGUUCUACUUGGGACAUAUUGGAAGCGGACCGUCACUGGAAGAUAUCACAAGGACAUGUUGGGAUGUCUUGCCCGAGGAACUUGUUGGGGAGCUUAAUGCAUUCUUUGAGCAGGCGAAUGAAUCCACUGCUGAUGCAGGUUUGGCACUUUCGAAACCUUGGGAGACAUUACAGACACAUGUGCCCUUGCAGCUCAUAGUAUGCUUGAGCCUCUCAAACGACUCUGGUAUGAAAAAUGAAGACUAUCAGCAUUCAAUAAUCAAACUUCUGAAGUGUCUGUUAAACGCACUCAACGACGAUGAUCUUCUCGGCCUAGUGGCGGUCGGAAAAGACGGCAGAGGUAACAUUGGUCGGUUUGGAACGUUUUUCGGAACAGUCAACAAGCAUUGGCCCUACUGGAAUGAAGCUUUCAGCGAUCUAGAAGCGUCAAAACAUAGGAUUUUUGAUUCCGCAGACAGUGAACUAGACAAAAUGCUUGAAACUUGUCUGCGCCUCGUGAGCACCGCAGAGUCCAUGCUAGAACAAGACAAGAGCGCACAGUUCUCAAAACAAGUAAUCCUCUUACGAGACGGAACGCCCGCGAAAAACGACCACAAAUACGGAAGACUAAUCACCGAAGUCCACAAUUUCAAUCUAAUGCAAAUCCAAUCCAUCAACAGUUUAAGUCAGGACGAGCUAACCUCGGUGAUAGAUAUCUUGCAUCGGAGUUACCUGAGAAAUUUGACAGUAACAUAUGCCAAUGAAAAACUCCUAUUCGGCAACAUGGCCCCGGGAGCGGAGAAAAAACUACCAUUUAAGUUAGAUCAUGAAAGCAUACCGGAAUCGUGCGAAAUCUCAUGGAUCGAUUCCAGGACUCAAGAAGCUAACGUCGUCACCACACAAGUAACCAAUAUCUGA